AUUCCCUUCGCUCUCCCUGGCGAGCGUCUCUUCCUCAGUUAAAUGGUGGAGACACAAAUCAGACUUAGUCACACGUUGUCUCUGCAGGAGCACACGCGUGUGCACGCAGCCUCCCGCACACGCUUUCAGAAUUGGAAGUGGGGGCGGGGUGCGGGAUGGGGCGCCAUCCAAGCAAGCAGGGCUCCUCGCCUCUCUCGCUACCGCGGAUCUGCACCAACUUCCCUCCCUCUCUUCCCUGCGCCCAGCUUUGCGCCCCACCCCCGUCCCGAACCCUGCGCACCCAGGCGCCUGGACUGGCGUAAAUUUCCGCCCACUUGCGCGGCCGCCCUGGGGGGCUGCUUCGUGACGUCAGGCCGGGCGAGGGGGUGCCGCCUCCCGGCUGCCCGCUCCUCCCGGUCCUGCGGCCCCCGCCUGCCCUUUAAAAGAGCGGGGCCUCCGCCUGCCGCGCCGCACCGCCGGGGACCGGGACGCACGACUGCCUUCCCGGAGCACCGCAGCCUCGCCAGCCUUCGACACCUCGCUCCCCCGGGCCAGCAGCAGCAGCCCCUUGCCGCGCGGCUUGGGGACGAGCCGGGACCAUGCUGCGUGCACGGCUUCUCAGCCUCCUGGGAGCCGCGGUGCUGGCGGCAGUGAGUGCCAUGCCACUGGACAACAGGAACCACAAUGAAGAGAUGGUGACUCGCUGCAUCAUCGAGGUCCUCUCAAGUGCUCUGUCCAAGUCCAACGCGCCACCUGUCACCCCGGAGUGCCGACAAGUCCUGAAGAACAGUGGGAAAGAGGCCAAAGAUGAAGAGAAAAGUGGCAAAGAAAACAGCAAGUUUGAAGUCAGACUGCUAAGAGACCCAGGGGCUGCUUCGGAAGGCCAGAGGGCGUCGAGCAGGGCAGAAGAGGACGCAUGGGGCCCCACCAAGGUGGAGAACCGGGCCCCAGGGGGCGGGCGCGGCCAGGAGGGCACUGUGGCCCCUGGGAGCAGUACCCGGGCCGCCAAAGAAGCGCAGACGCGCCCAUCUGAGAAGACCGUGGGAACAGACAGUGAGGAAGAAGAGGGAGAGAAUAACUCGAAGGAGAGGCACGGGGAAGAUGCCACCGACGGGAAGCACCGCACAGAGCUAGGAGAGACACAAAAGGCCCUUCCCGACAAGCGAAGCCAGGCGGCGGCCCAAGCGGUCAGGUGGGACGGCCACUCCGAGGAGGAGACACACAGCAGGGAGAAGAGCAGCCGGGAGAGCGGUGAGGAGAUGGGGAGCCGCGAGGAACGCCCCCCGGAGCCCACAAGCCAGUCCCAGAGUCAGGAAGAAUCCGAGGAGAGCCGGGAGGAUGCCACGGUGGAGGUGGCCAAACGGCGCGCCAGGCCCCGACACCACCACGGGAGGAGCAGGCCUGACAGGGCCCAGGACGGGACUCUGGGCUCCCAGGAGGGAGGGCAGUCCCACCCGGAGAUGGAGGCGGCCGGUGCAGGCACGGCAGGUGCAGGGGGAAGAGCGGUCCAGCAUGCAGCACACCCCAGGGCUUCCGAAGAGGAGCCAGCUUAUGGGGCCGAAGGGAGGAGUUCCGCAGGUGUCCGGGCUCCUGCCUACCGGGACAGAGGGAGUGAGGAGUACAGGGCUCUGGGGCCCCAGAGUGUGGAGAGCAGAGAGGAAGGAGAGGAGCCCAGCCUGGAGCUGGACAACAUGGCGCACAGAGAUGGCGAAGGGCGCGAGGUGGAGAGGGGCCGAGAGCAGGGCAAGGGGCCUCGUAGCAGGGGCCAGGGAGGAGAGCCAGCUGCCCGUUCCUCCCUGACCACCAGAGGCGAGCAAGGGCCCAUGGGUGAAGGACACCGGCGUAUCCAGGAAAGCCAGAUGGACAAGGCAAGCCGGUUACUGCCAGGGGAGUGGAGCGCGCCGGAGAGGAGGUACCUCAGCUAUGGAGAUGAAGGAGCCCAGGGCAAGUGGCCGUGGCAGGAGGACCUGCAAGCCCCAGAGGAAGUGAUGCUCCAAGACAGAUUUGGUCCCUAUCCCAGCAAGGAAAGGAGGAAGAGAUUAGGGGGGCUCUUCAACCCUUAUUUCGACCCUCUCCAGUGGAAGGACGGCCGCUUUGAGAAAAAAGACAGCCUGGAUGACAACUUUCUCGAAGGGGAAGAGGAAAACGGGAUGGCCUUGAAUGAGAGGGCCUUCUUCCCGGAGUACAGCUAUGACUGGUGGGAGAGGAAGCCCUUCUCCGAGGACGUGAACUGGGGCUACGAGAAGAGGAGCUCCGCCAGGGCCCCCAAGCUGAAUUUGAAAAGGCAGUACGACAGGGUGGCCGAGCUGGACCGGCUGCUCCACUACCGGAAGAAGGCGGCCGAGUUUCCCGACUUCUAUGACUCCGAGGAACAGAUGAGCCCGCGCCACGAGGCAGAGCGUGAACGGGCUGGGGAGGACGAGGCGGUUCUGACCGACCAGGAGGAAAAAGAACUUGAAAACUUGGCUGCGAUGGAUCUGGAGCUACAGAAAAUAGCUGAAAAGUUCAGCCAAAGGGGCUGAGUUUCAGAGCAGUGGGGGACUAAGAUGCAGCCCUACCUUCCACCACUUCACCGGAAGUCACACUUAUUUACCCAAAGGCAGAAAAUAGAAUUUACUAGUCAUUAAGUGUUUGACACAAUUGGAGAUGCCUUUAAUUUUUGCCAGAAUGCUAUUGAAGAUGUGAAUAGCAUGACUUGUAGCAUAUUUUUUUCUUGCAAAAUAGACAUAUUAAAAUGCUUGUGACAA
This is a messenger RNA of Ochotona princeps (American pika), 2726 nucleotides long. RefSeq names its product chromogranin B (gene CHGB). Gene Ontology annotation, cellular component: secretory granule. The transcript is spliced from 5 exons. The coding region runs from base 579 to 2501 and encodes 640 amino acids. The record is from RefSeq and is a predicted model, not a curated record. NCBI's taxonomy places the organism in Eukaryota, Metazoa, Chordata, Mammalia, Lagomorpha, Ochotonidae.